Molecule: messenger RNA, 1262 nt
Organism: Anarrhichthys ocellatus (wolf-eel)
Lineage: Eukaryota; Metazoa; Chordata; Actinopteri; Perciformes; Anarhichadidae
Product: PAK4-inhibitor inka2-like
Exons: 3
Coding region: 143-1135 (330 amino acids)
Cellular component (GO): nucleus
Molecular function (GO): protein kinase binding; protein serine/threonine kinase inhibitor activity
Source: RefSeq, a predicted model, not a curated record
CUGCCUCUGUUCAAGGAUCCUCUCUGGUGCCUCUGCAGGCCGCAACACCUUCUGAACAAUCCCGGGUCAUUUUCCUCUUUUAACGGGGGAGGUGAUUCCCUUUGGACGGAAACUGCCACAUUUGAAUAUCUGAGUUUUACAGAUGAGAGGAGAAGAGAUGCUCUGCCUGCGUGACUCAAGCGACUGCUUACGAGAGCAGAUGCAGUACAUGAUGAGGUCACUGCAAGACCUGAAAAACCUACGCAAAACCUGCCCCGCAGCCAAACGCCCUCUCAGCACCCAACUCCCAGCUUUGGUGCGCCACUCGGCAGUGGCCCGGGCCUGUCAGCAGCGGGCAUUGCAGCGAGAGCUGCGCACACGUUUGCGGAUGUCUGAUGCCAGCACGGCCAGCACGUACGACUCGGCCUGCUGCCUGGCGAGUCAUCUGGAGGAGGACGAGGACAACUUGAGCAGCCGGCUGGGCCUGAGCCCCGGACUGGGCUCUCCCAGCAGCCAGAAAAGUUUGGAGUUUGAUUCAGGUUACUCUGAGGCGUCAUGGCAGGACGAAGGGGUGGUUCUCAGGAGGACCAGGAAUGUGCGGGUGUCAUCUUCAGCCUGCCUCCGCACAAACAGAGCAGCAAGUGGACGCAUUCGACCCAAAUCCACUUCUGACGCCUGUCUGGAGAGAUGGACAUCGUUUGAGGUCAGCGACUCAGAGGACUGGACGAACUCUUUAUUGACCAGAGGGCGCAACCGCCAACCUCUGGUUCUGGGUGACAACAGCUUUGCAGACCUCAUACAGAACUGGAUGGACUUACCAGAUUGUCCCGAGCCCACUGCGCUUGAGCCAAAUUCAAGAAGUAGACCGGGAAGAGGUUUCUUUGUCAACAUGAGGAGGAAACUGGCUGGGUUUUCCAAGAGUGUAGAGGACAGAGUGAGGAUGAGAUCCACAGACUCUGCUCAUAUUAACAGAGCUGCAAAUGCUCCAAAACGUCUGUCCUGUCCAGUCGUGGCAUCGCAGCCCAAAGUCCCUUUUUUCCACCAGUCUUACUCGGGCAUUAAUGAGAUGAACACAGAGUUUUACAACUUUGCAGCCCUCAUGAAAUCACGCAGCCGACAGCCCAUCAUCUGCAAAGAUAUCAUUUGCUACGUCUGACACAAAGCCAUGUAAAGACUGGACAAUCCUCAGAGUCACUUUAUUUUUUAUAUGACUGUUUUUUUCACUUCGUAUAUGCUGUGACUAAGCUACUGGAAAUAAAGAUGUUCUCAUAAUUUAAACUCUA